UUAUGAUUUUCACUUUUCUAUUUUUUUUAUACAUUAGAUAUUCAUUUUUAUGCAUCAAAUAUUAAUCACUUAGUAUUGUAAACGUUUAAACUCACAACUUUAUUCCUAAAUCAAGACUUUUAAACUUAAUGAUACCAAUUUGGCCAAUUCUUAUUGGUAUCUUAAAAUUUUAAUUAUUUAAAUCACAGUCACUUAAAAUCCCACAAGAUAACUAACUCUUAAUUUAAAUCAAACAAGAGAUGAAAUAUUAGUGAUAAUUACAAUUUUGUAUAGUUUCAAAAUAACUAAUUACCAUUUAAGGAGGGUUAGAAAGUCAAUCCUUACAAGUCUUAAUUUUAAGAAUUAUUCUAAAUAAGUAUCCUUCACUACCAGCUUUGCCCUUAAUUUAAACUCAAAUUCUAAAAUUAUUGCCAUUAAUGAAAUCUCCAAAUAUUUAAUUUUAGAGCAGAGAAGGAAACCAAUAUUUGUCCAAUGUCUUUCUUAGUUUGUUUCUUAAUAAUCAUUGGUGAGAGAUUGAUUGAGAAAUUUAUAAGCAUAGUGUAAUGCACCUCUUUUAAGAGUUUUAUGUGGAUUUAUGAUUUGCUCGAAAAAGGCUUAAACAAUGCAAAGCGGGGUUUUCACAAUAUCCGACCCAAUCUCUUCCUCUUCUUUUCAAAGAAGUCGAACCAAUCACUCAUAAAAUCAAUCACCGGCAGCAACCCACCUUGUCACAGUGAUCUAAUGAACACAGCUCAAAUUUGGGGUGGUUUGCUUAGGACUUCAAUUACAAUCUCUAGAUCUAGAGUUGUUGAAGAGGUAGCUAAUUUAAAUUUUGAAAAGUCAGAUGAGGAAGAGGAGGAGUUUGAGAAAGUUGAAAAAGGCCAAGUUGAUGAUAAUGAUGAUUAUGAGGUUGAGGAAGAGGAAAUGGAAGUUGAAGGGAGUGAUUUUGAUUAUUAGAUUUCAUGAUAAACUUAAAAUUUUUAAUUUGCAUGUAUUGAAAUUGUCAUUGACUCAGUAUUUAUACUUUUAAAGUUUGUUAUGUUACGGCAUUGAAGCAACAUGGGAGUUAAUUUUUCUAGAUGCAUCUUAUAGAUAUUGUGCAAGACACUUAUGCCAACUUGGCCAAAUUUUAUAAGAGUGAAGAAUAUAAAAGGAGGUUGUAAGAGCUAAAGAAACUACAUGGCAAAGUGAGUUUGAGCAACAAGUGAAUAACCUAAAGAAACUCUCAAAGUAGGCAUAGACAAGUUUUGCAACAAUCUUUCCAAUGUACUAAUGCAAGGCUUUUUUUGAUGAGGAUAUAUGUUGUGAUGCUAUCGACAAUAAUAUGUAUGAGUCUUUUAAUUUUUGAAUUAUAAGGUACAAAGCAAUUAUCAAUUGAGUUGAUGUUGAGGGAACAAUUAAUGGAAAGGAUUGCU
Molecule: messenger RNA, 1394 nt
Organism: Rubroshorea leprosula
Lineage: Eukaryota; Viridiplantae; Streptophyta; Magnoliopsida; Malvales; Dipterocarpaceae
Source: the annotation of a GenBank genome assembly